Messenger RNA from Angiostrongylus costaricensis, 783 nucleotides. The record is from the annotation of a GenBank genome assembly. NCBI's taxonomy places the organism in Eukaryota, Metazoa, Nematoda, Chromadorea, Rhabditida, Metastrongylidae.
AUGUUGGCCUUCGAGGCAGGCAAGGCUAUUAUUCAAUCGUUGUCCACACCAUUCAACUACAAUGGUCAAAACUACUACUGGGAUAAGCACCCAAAUGUGAGAAACAGUGAUAUUGAGUGCUCGAUUUCCAUAGACGAGUUGCAGAAGCUCUCAGGUUCAAAACAACAAGCAAGGGCGAAGCGGCAGUUGAACUCGAGUACAACGACGUCACCAUCGCCGACGAACAUGGCACCAGAUGAUAUUUUAAAAAAUUUGCAAUACCCGAAUGGUACUCGCCCGCAGCAGAUCACUUGGGUUUGUAAACGUCAAUAUGAGGUCUGCUGUGGUACUGAUUGCUGUCCAUCCGAUGAAGAUUUCGGGCUUCAAAGCAUAGGAUGGAUUAUUGGAAUAAUUGCGGCUUUGGUUCUUGCGGCAUGCUGUUGUUUUGGUCUUUGUUACGUGUUAAAAAAUACUGCUGAACAAAACCAACGACGUAAGGAUGUUCUAAAGACUUUUGUUCUUGGCCGAAUGUAUCACCAUGGUCGUAAUCAAGAGUUCAAUUUUAUCAUUUUAGACACUUCGAUGAUGCCUCAUCUUGUUCACAAUCUUCCAAGUCCCAACGACUCGAAUUGUAUUCAACCGAAUCCAUACUCAUUCGAGCCACUUAACGACCAGUACACGAACACCUAUGACUCACAACAAAGGUACCCGCAAUACCCACAACAGGGGUACCCACAAUACCCACAGCAAGGAUAUCCACCAUACCCACAUCAAGGGUACCAGGAACGAUAUCCUUCCUAUUAA